Puntigrus tetrazona (Sumatra barb) is the source of this 7859-nucleotide messenger RNA. RefSeq names its product immunoglobulin superfamily, DCC subclass, member 3 (gene igdcc3). Gene Ontology annotation, cellular component: plasma membrane; axon. The transcript is spliced from 14 exons. The record is from RefSeq and is a predicted model, not a curated record. NCBI's taxonomy places the organism in Eukaryota, Metazoa, Chordata, Actinopteri, Cypriniformes, Cyprinidae. Gene Ontology annotation, molecular function: protein binding. Gene Ontology annotation, biological process: cell-cell adhesion; axon guidance. Bases 230 to 2560 code for a protein of 776 amino acids.
CAGAAAGGUGGAUGAGCGCGUGUGCUGGUCGCGAGGAGGAGAGAGCACGAGAUGCUGCUGCUGCUGCUGACACAUUCCUUAAAAGAUGUGUAAAAUGGCGCAAGUGUGUCGGAGCCAACGGCUGUAGUAGUUCGGAUCGAGAGGAACUGAUUUACUGCUUCCCCAUCAUCUUCUUCGCUCUCGCUUCACCUUCUUCUUUUGCAUCCCGUCUAAUUUUCAAUGUGAUUAAAUGGCUUCCGGACGGCGCCGCCAGGCUCCACGCUCACUCGGAAUACUCCUGCUCGCUAUUGUCGGUAUGACCUGCGGGGGCGAGCUGUCGUUCACCUUGGAGCCCAGUGACAUUAUUGCUGUUCAGGAACAACCUCUGAUGCUGCACUGUCAGGUGGAGGGCAUCCCACCCAUCGCCACACAGUGGAGACGCAACGGAGCUCUGAUAGUGGAGGACCAGAACUAUGUCAUGUUUGCUAAUGGCUCGCUUCUGAUUAGUCACUUCCAGAAGACCAAGUCUGACGGCUCGUCUGAUGAGGGAGAUUACGAGUGCAUAGCCCAAAACUUCUUUGGGCUGGUCUUGAGCCGCAAAGCCAGAGUACAGGCUGCUACAAUGGCAGAUUUUCAUGUGCAGCCGCGCUCAGUGCGUGCAGAGCUGGGAGGUGUCGGGCGAUUUCAGUGCCAAAUCCAUGGCCUGCCUGAGCCAGUCAUCAGCUGGGAAAGAGACGGGCGACCCGUGGAUACCUCUGAUGACAGGUUUACUUUGCUGCCCACGGGUGUGCUGCAGAUAACGGGCGUUCGCCCUGAGGACAGUGGGAUGUACUGCUGUGUUGCACACAACAGUGCGGGAGUCAAACACAGCGCAGGAGCGCAGCUCACGGUCUCAGGCUCCCAGUCAUCUGUUUACAAAGAACCCAUGAUCCUAGUGGGCCCUGAAAACCUCACUCUCACAGUUCACCAGACCGCCAUCUUAGAGUGUGUUGCCACAGGUUAUCCUCGACCAAUCGUUUCAUGGAGUAGACUGGAUGGCCGGCCAAUAGGAGUUGAGGGCAUCCAGGUUCUAGGAACAGGAAACCUGAUGAUCUCUGAUGUCAGAGUUCAGCAUUCUGGUAUUUACGUCUGUGCGGCCAACAAGCCAGGAACCCGUGUGCGCAGAACUGCUCAGGGACGCCUAGUUGUGCAAGCCCCUGCAGAGUUUGUGCAGCCCCCUCAGUCUAUCGCUCGCCCGGUGGGCACCACUGCCAUCUUCACUUGUUUGGCCCAGGGUGAGCCGGUCCCACAGAUCACCUGGCUGAAAAAUGGACAAAUCUUAGAGCCCGAUGGCCAUGUCAAACUCAGGAACAACAAUAGUACUCUGACCAUCUAUGGAGUGACCCAGGAUGAUGAGGCCAUAUAUCAGUGCAUUGCAGAGAACAGUGCCGGCUCCACACAGGCCAGUGCCCGUCUGACUGUGCUGUGGGCUGACGGAUUGCCGGGUGUGCCCACGGGCGUACGUGCAGAAGUCCUUUCUCCAACCACCAUUCAGGUGUCCUGGAACGAGCCCACCCAAAACACUCAGGACAUAAUUGGAUAUGUGUUGCAUAUCCGCAAGACUGCUGACCCAGUUGAGAUGGAGUACCAGGAGGCUGUGAGUAAAAUGACCCUGCAGCAGGUUAUUGGAGAUCUGGAGCCUUCCACCAGCUACAGCUUCUAUGUAAAGGCUUACACAUCCCGCGGAGCCAGCAAAGCCUCUGAGACGGCAGUGGAGAGCACUCUGGGAGAAGUCCCUGCUCCACCAGCCUUGUUCACGAAAGUGAUUAAUUCGACGGUGGUCCAGGCCACAUGGGAGCCCUCCACUAAGAUGGGCCAGCAGGAAGGAUUCAGUCUCUACUACCGUAAGGUUUCUGUCCCAAUCUUCACUGGACCCCUUACCUUCCCACGUAAUGUGACCCAGUACAACAUCACUCAGCUGGAUCCGUCUUUUGUGUAUGAAAUUAAGAUUCUGGCUUUUAACCAGCAUGGAGAGGGCAAUGCCACGAUGCGCUUUGUGUCGCUCAAGGAAGCGGUGGAGAAAUCAGUGCUAAAUACCCCUUGCAACUGUGUAAAAGACGAGCAGAAUAAAAGCUCCACCACAGGCAUCAUCAUCGGCAUCCAUAUUGGAGUCACUUGCAUCAUUUUCUGUGUUCUUUUCCUCAUGUUUAGCUACAGGGGCAGGUUGAUGAUGUGUAAAACCGUGCAGGCCACCCGACAGGCGGGCCGCAACCCAGCAGCAGGAGUCGCGCUUGAAUCCUCCUCUUCCUCACAGGGGGCUCUGGCCCUCAAUGGCCCCCACAGGUUCAGCUCAGACGGGAAUGGAGGAACCCACACUGCAAAGAGCUGCACCGACUCCAACGAGAUGGAGAGACUUUUCUCAGGACCAUCCCACUUCUCCCAUCCACCUGACACCACCCACACAAUCGAGAGCUCCUUGGUCUCUUGUCCGUUGAAUGAAACCCAGAUGUCCACACUUCCCCUUGAUGACUUUAGCCUGAUGGAGGAGUGUGAGGUGCAGUUCCGGCAGCAUCCAGCAGAGGGCCAACUGGAUGAGGUCUGAUAAAGAAAUAAAGGCCAAGAAUAUCCUCUACUCAGACUCCUGUCCAACUCAGGUCAACUGAAAUAUUCAUCUUUUUUAGUUCUGUUUUUAUCGUGCAAAGAAUAUAUUAUUUGUAAGUUAAGUUCCCUUUGUGGGAAUCACUGGACUGUAAUGCCGAGGGGUCCCUGUGGCCUCAUGGAUAGGUGAGGUUCUGUGAUGGACAUCUAUUAUUUCUCAUUGGUAGGUGAACAAAUUCACUCUUGCAGUUAAAGAUGGCAGCGUACAGUGAAAGUCUAAAGUCACUAGUAUAUAUAAUUGAUUUUAUUGGGCUUCUUCUGCACAACAGAGAAGGAUUUUUCCUACUAAAAGAUAUAUCCGACUUGCUGCCUCCUCUUAACCUACCAAUGAUUUCACAAGCCCAUCCAUCAGAGACUAAGAUCUUCUUCCAGGGAUUUCAAUUUAUUCUCAGGACUUUUUUUUCACUGAUAUCAAUGUUUUGUUGUGUUUUUUUUAAAGUAGGUUUUAGUCUCCAUGAAGACUUUAGACUCGGCUAUGUGAACCUUAGAAUUUGCAACAAAAAGCCUACCUCAGCUGGAAUGAAUGUCUUGUAGGAAGUCUUUGAGAUCUGCAUAUUGCUGUCUGUUCUGUUUUUAUACACAUCAAGCGUUCAGUCAAAAGAGAAAAAGGUGCUUCUCUACCUCAGAUUUCAAGGACUGCCGCUCUCCUGCUCGUUGAAGCGAAACAAGAAAAAAAUCCAACAUAUAGCACUUCCAAAUGUUGAAGUCAAUGUUCUACCUCAAAAUAACAAUGUUGUUAUUGUCGUUGUGGUUAUUUUCACGUAUUGAAACAUAGCCUCUUGUUUGUGAGAUCCUGGCUUCACUAUGUUAAUGAAUUGCUGUGUUUUGAUAUGUCAGUACCUCAUGCCAGUUGACAGAUGACAUUGUUCUAUGAAUUCUGCUUGUAAAGAUGUUUUGAUAGUGUCCUUGUAUUCACGUAGGAUUCUUUUGGUUCUAUGUUUCCUGAUCAGAGUAUUUUUAUUUCAAUCGUAGUCGACGCAGUAAAAUGGAAAGACUUUUUAAGAUAAACUGCACUGUUACUAAUGUCUUCAGGAUAAAAAAAAAUUACUGCUCUCAGAUGAACCGUUGGAAGAAGAAAGGCCACCAUAGGCAACGCUGGAUAUAAGCAUACGAAAUGAUGUUUAGGUAUUUGAAUAGUUUGACUUCAUGUGUUUUUGCAUGUCAUGUAACACAAAAGAACUGGAAAGAUCGACAAGUGUGUAAAGCGUUCUUUACAAAAUUAAGCACAUGCUGUUUCUAUGGGUGCUGAUAGAAGUAAAUUGUGACAUAGUUUAGGUGCGCGUAUCACGUGUCGUGAUAUUUCAUGAAAAAUUGAAAUGUGGUUAUAGGAGCUGUGAUCAAUUUCGAAGCUCUAGCACCCUUAGAUACUGUUAAAUCUGUUCAGAUACUCCGCUGCAUGUUAUGACGGGAACGCCAAACUAUGGAAGAACUGGGCAUUUUAGAAUUCUCCAGGAAGUGAACAUUCCAUUAGAAGCCAAAGCCACUGGAGAUUCUCACGGCUUCUAUGUGGAGUUCCAUCAUUUUUUUAAUAUCCCAUGCCCCUCGUCCAUGUUUUUAGUGCCACAUUGAUCAGGGAGCACAAAGUGCAUCAUACAUACGCACAUGACUCGCACACAUAACAUCUGUUGGCAUUAGAUUCUCAGAAUACUGAGUAGAGGAUGAUGCCUGAACUACCGCUGGUCAUCUCUUCAUAUAUCUGACCAGCUAAUGAAUCGCUUUUCAAUUGCUUUUCACUGUGUGCUCAGCCACCCAAUCCAAGACCAGCUGUUUCUUUUAGCGGGGAGGGAGAGUUGAAAGUACCAGCAAGAUGUUCUUUCUCCUCUUGUGUCCCAUAAUGCUAUGGUACAUAUAUAUUUUUUUAGUAACCUACCUCGACACAGCAGUCAUGCUCUCAGGUUGCUCCUACUCUGAUUGGGAGAUUGUAUUUUUUGUAUAGUACACAUACACACACACACACACACACACACACACACACACAUACACACAUCAGAGGAGAACAUCUCCUCUGGACCCUUUAGCAGAUCAGUGCGUUGCAUUAGCUUUUCAUGCGCUUUGAUUUUAUUGAAUGUAUAGUUUUAUUUUUGUCUCAUUGUUAUCAAAUAUUCAUGUUUACUUUAUUCCGGCUGGUUCAGAUGACUGAUCUAACGGUUUUGCCACUAUCAUUUUUUUAUUAUUAUUAUUAUUAUUUAAUAAUGUAAACCUCCUCAUCAUUGUGUGUAGAUAAUGAGUCAAAUUCGCAUAUUUUCAUAACGCCCACGAAUUCUGUAAUUAAUCUUUUUUAAAGAAAUGGACAAAGUAAGCCUAGAUAAUCAAAAAAAAUCCUAUUCAUGUAAGGUAUAUUCCUUCAAAUACUGGUUCUGGAACAGAAUUGCACAGUAUAUUACAGUGUAGAAAAGACUCAAACAAUGUGCUGUAUAUUUAUUGUACCGAUUGCAUUGUAGUGUUGUCAAUGGAGACUGUAGAAGCUUUUGUGUUGUCUGUAUACAGAUAAGUGCUCAAUUCUUUGGCUGUGUUAAAUAGAAUUAAUGAAAAAGAUUCUGAACAACGAAAGGAAUGUGAUACGCUGUGCUGUAGAACUUUGUCCUUAAUAAUGAAAGUCCUCUAUGAAAUAUCUAUUGUACAGUCUUGGUGCUCUUGGCAUUCUUGUAAUAAGACAAAACGUUUUCAUCUGUUGUGUAAUGCGAUACAAGCAAUUCUCAAUGCUGUUACAUUUCCAAAAGUCAUCUGCAGUUUUGUUGCUUUUUUCCUGAUAGAUUUGGUCUUGUGAGGUUUGUAAACUACUAGUGUGCAGAUCAGUACAAGAAAAACAGUAAUGAGCAUCAUCAGGCUUUAGGAUUACAGUCUUGAUCAGUUGACUGUCUUACAGAAAGCAGGUCUUGAUUCGGUUGAAUUAGGGUGCGUGUUCGACCACAAACGGACAGCUGCUGUUUUCAGUUCAUCAGUUCAUAUCUUACUUGUCUGUGCUACCUCAGACUGAUCUCUUUUUUCUGAUGUAGAGAUUCAUCCUGAACUUUUCACAGAGGUAUUUAGCCCUUAUCUGGCAUACGUUGUUCCUGUGGUGAUGAUAAUCCUCAUGCUGAAAACUGUUACUGUGAUAAAGCAUUAGCUCCACAGGCUUUCUGAGCAGCUCCUAGUGCUUGAUCUCGCUUUGUUUCCAUUCAAUAUUUAGUAUCGUUUCUGGCUGGAGUCCAUGAAAGAACAAAGAACAUGUUACCAAAAUGGCCCCUCGUCUCUAGAACCCACCUCGCACAUGUAUACACACACACACACACACACACACACACACACACACACGGUCACAUCCCUGUAAAGAAAGACAUGUUUGUGUCAGCAUUAGUCCCGUGUCCCAGAUUUCCCCAGGGAGACUCGGGGAUGAGGCAUUAACAUGUAGCAGCCUCAGCUCCUGCCAGCGCUAUGGCAACACCGACCCAUUCACAGCAACAGAAAGACGUUCAAACUUCGAAUCUGUAAAACAAACAGCUUUUUGUAGAGGAUAAUAUGUACCAGUUUCACUCUGUUAAGCCCCUUUCAGGACCUGGGAUUACAUGGGAGUGCACUUUUUGCUUUUGGUGAGGGGACCAAUAGCAGCCCAGCUGAGAGGAAUUUUUAUGCUCGCUUUUACAGUUUCACACACACAGAGGCUUUAAACUUGUGUAUUUGAAGCAAUCACAGCAUGAGGUUUUUAGAAGCGACUGGGGAUUUCUGAUGUCACCAUGUGAAAAUCUGAUGGUGUCCAUUACUGUUUGCUGUACUGUUCAUAAAAAUUCAUGGGAGAUGUUUAUAGCGAUACUCUUACAAUGGAAGCCUGUGGGGUUUAAAAAUAGAAUGUGAAUUAUUCAUGAAAUACAAUUUACUAAUUGAGCUCUUAAGAUUUCUACUUUUCUAGCAGAACCAAUGGAAUUAGUUUAGAUGGAUGAGGAAGAAUCCAUUUAAUGUGCGUUACAGUUACUUCUUACAGGUUAUGCUUUUGACACAUACAUAUUUUUUAUAUGUAUUCCCACUUGACUUUUAGGAUUCCGUAGUAAGUUUAUUGCUGAACCUGUAAUAUUCAUAAUUGUCACUGUGAAGUACUAAAGUAUAAAUCCUGUGCUGUUUCCACAGGUUUCUUUGUGCUGUUUUAAAAAUUAAUAGUGAUAAAAAGGAAUAAUUUACAGAUUAGUUCAAGGCUAGUUGGCAAGCACAAACUGAAUGGCACUCCUGCAUUUCUUGAUAAAAAUGAACAAAGAAUCAGAUUUGAUCCUCUUUUAACCUCAUCUCACAUUAAUCAGUAUUGGUUAAAAUACAGUGAAUGUGAAGAUGACCGUCACUUCUUUAAAACUGUGUUCAUGACUGAAACACUGAAUCUCAAUUUAUGGUGCUAUUUGUGUCAGAUAUUCAGCUUAUUCUUCUGUUUGGACAUAUUCAUUUCCUCUUUCACAAAAAAAAAAAAAAAUUCGGAGGUGAAUUUCACCUUGCGUUCACAACCGCACUGUAAAGUUCUGUAUUAAAGACCUGUAUAAAACUUUGUGAAGACUUGACAGAUUGAUUUACCGUCAACGUGUGCUUUGUUCAUUAAAGGAAAUGAAGGAAAUUAUGCAUCAACGUCUCAGCGCAAACUGUAUUUGUGUAUAGCUAUUUAACCACCCUCGGAGCUGCAUAUGAUUAUGGAAAUGUAACAUUCUUGCAGGGUUAGCACAGACUGUUCAAAUGUGUGUCUCUGUAAUCCACCAUACAAACUUUAAUUCUGGAGCUCAGCAGGAAAACGGGCAUGACAGCGAUGCCUGGGGACAAACUCCAGCAAGCACGGGGCUUUUGUGCUGCGUAUGACCCUUCAGCAAACCCUUUCUCCGUUCAGCCGUUUCUCUUCACAUGAAGGGUGUCAUUUUAGAGGAAAUGAAGAGAGCACAAAAGAUGACGCUCAACUGAGCAGGUGUGAGAUGUUCGGUUUUCUACCGUUCAGUUCUUCAUGUAACUCGCUCUCUGUAAUUCAGGUCCGGGUGAAAUUACUGUUUCUGCUGCAUUGGAAACACUGUUUCUACCAGUUUUGUCUUCUCCAGAUUUGAUGUCUAACCCCCUCUGACCACAAGACGGUCAGUGCUGUGUAUGUACAUAUGCAUAUAUUUGUAUGUGUAUAUGUAUAUUUAUAUGAAGAAAGAAUACUAGACCGUUUCUAGUGGUUUGUAUUGUUUUAGGGUUUAUUGUGAAACACUGUUUAAAGUCAAUAACAAUGAUGACAAUAAACUAGUUCUAGUUUUAAAAAACGA